CAAGGAUACAGUGCGUGUCGCCGUAGUAACCUCGAGCAUAACAACAAACUAAUUCCAAUUUUUUCAUCGUCCUUCUCCAGAUUGGUUAUAUCAAUAGAUAUAUCGUGUCUGAAAGUAUAUUGUGUUUAUUCUAUAGCAACGAGAAACUAACUGAUUACAACUAUAGAAAGGACUAAAAAAAAAAACCCAUACAACUCACUCUUGCUCAUAACUCUUAAGUUUAGUGCAGAAAUCUAAAUAUACAAGUUUUCUAUUAUUCAUAGUGUUAUUUCAUUUCCUUUUCUCGACUCGGCUCGAGUUGUUGUUGUUUUUGUUUUUUUGCUCCUGCAUUAAGUUCGUGAAUAUCCUUUUAACAAAAUAUAGCUGAGUAGUAGUGUGAUAUCAGCAAGUGGAACAAUAACUACUACUUCACUCUACUCCCCAAGGAGCAAACACCGACAUCGUCGCCGUCGUCGUUUUGAACCGAAUCAGAGUGAAAUACUUUUGAUUUUAGUUAUCGACGUGAGCUUAAAGGAUUAACAUGGGUCUUCCAUAAAAAAAAGAAGAAAAAAUACACACUAACAAAAGUUACACACAUUGCUGCUGAAGGAAAAAAAUUAUGAUCUUGUGUGGAUCAACACACACUUAUUUUGAGUUGAAGUGAUAUUCUCUUUCUGCUUCAAAAACCAAGUUUGCCAAGUUUAAGUGCGAAUAUAUUGAUCGGUGAUUUUUUUUAUCGAAAGGAACUGCUGUUUAAAUUAUUUUGAAGAUGGCGCCACACAAUUCAACUUUAAUUGACGAGAACUUGAGCGGAUUUCCGUCUUCGUUAGAAUUGCGUCAUUACAGUCCAAUUUUACGACCUGAAACAACUGACAUAAAUAGACGUAAUCGAGCUAUUUCAAUUCAUGGAUCAAUUAGUACUUUGGAACAAGGAAAUAAAGAAAUACCAAUUUGGGUAAAAGAUAAGCCCCGUUAUGUUGCCGGUGUUACCACUCGCACAACUUGCAAUGACAUUAUCAAAGCUUUGAUUGAUGAUGAAGUGAAUAAUGGAAAUUAUGCCUCCAACAACAAUUGUCGAGAUGGCGUUGUUGAAUCGCGUGACUACAGUGAUUAUGUUAUAACUGAAUGUUGGCGCGGUGUCGAGCGUAGCUACGAAGGCAACAUGACUAUUUUGCCCGUUUGGAAAGCAUGGAGUCGUGUACACAAUGAGAUUCGUUUAUCACUCAAACGACAAUCUGAAGUUGCGACACUCUCCGAUAAAAAGACAAUAUCCCGCAGAGCUCUGACGUCAAUUCGAAAAUAUAUCAAUAAACUAUUGAAAUUAUUAACACGAAAGAAAAAAAAGUCUUCCGAUAAAAAUACACAACAACCAAGGACAAAUACAAAAAAUGACAAUAAAUCGUCGAAAAAUUGUCGUCAUGACAUCGACAAAAAUGACAGUGAUGAAGUUGUUGAUGAGUUAAUUUUCGUCAUUCUCCCCGAUAAGCAAUAUGAUAACCAAACUAUUACAUCAAAAGCAAAUGAGGAGCGUCGAUUGAAAGAAAAACUCUUUCGACUGUCAGAGCCAAGAUCAAAGAAAAAACGUAGUAGCAAUAGUAGUAGUUCUUCCAAACGUCAACGUACUCCAAUGAAAAUUGGAAAACCUAUCGAUCAUCAUAAUCGUAGAAGACGAGAUAUGCCAAUUCGAAGUUUACUUCGAAAUCAAAUAGCACAAAAGACAUCCGAAAUGGAUCAGCUUUUUAGCAUCGAAUCACAUUUGAUGAAACAACUGUCAAACAAAUGUCAACAGUUUAAAUUACAAAAUGAAAUGUACACAAAACAGGAUCAUCAGUUGGAAAUGUCAAUUGGACAGAUUCAAAAUAGUAUUGAAGCUUAUGCUGAGGAGAUAUUAAAAACUGAGAGAGAACUUUUGGAGAUUAAAAAUGAAAUCAAACAUGACAUUUCUAUAAUAAAUAAUUUAAAAAGAAUGACAUAUGAACAGUCGAGGGAUGUUGUAGUGAAUAAAAAAACACCCAGUACUUGGAAUGCACCAAAAGUAAAAGAUGUUAUCGAAGUUUCAGAUCAGAAGCAGAUGCAAUUUGUAGAUAAUAUUUAUGAAUUUUGCGAUAAUAAUGCCAGUAUGUUAGUUUAAAUUAAAGUAGAGUUUACAGUUUUCAAGAACGAAAAUAUUACAGGGUGUUUUUUUUCACCACAUCUUUGUAUGCUAUAAGAACCUUUUGUCAAACUGUAAGCUGUGCUUAAUUUAUCAAAAGUUUAUGUUUUUAAGUUUGCCAAAAUUGUCAAAA
This is a messenger RNA of Episyrphus balteatus (marmalade hoverfly), 2264 nucleotides long. It is a transcript of the gene meru, whose product is annotated as ras association domain-containing protein 10. The transcript is spliced from 6 exons. The record is from RefSeq and is a predicted model, not a curated record. NCBI's taxonomy places the organism in Eukaryota, Metazoa, Arthropoda, Insecta, Diptera, Syrphidae. Bases 749 to 2110 code for a protein of 453 amino acids.